GGAGGCGGCCCGCAGGCAGUCGGGCGCGGCGGUCGUGAGCGGGCGAAGCGGGCGCGACCUGGAGGCCGCUGCGGGCUACGGCGCGCCGGGCCGGCCGAGGAAUCUUCAUUCUUAGCUGGUGAAGAAUGGGAGAGAUAGAAGGAACAUACAGAGUCCUGCAGACUCCAGGGACACGCUUGGGCACCCAGACCCCAGCAGGGGUGAGCACCCUCGAGCCUGGGCAGACUCUCUCGGCAACAGUGGCACGGGCGUCAGCCAGAAUGCAGGAGAAGCAUCUUCACAUCCGAGUGAAGCUGCUGGACAACACUAUGGAAAUAUUUGACAUUGAGCCUAAGCGCGAUGGCCAGACGUUGCUGACCCAGGUGUGGAGGCGCUUGAACCUGACGGAGUGUGACUACUUUGGGCUGGAGUUUCAGCAUCCCCGGUCCUACUGGAUUUGGCUGGAACCUAUGAAGCCCAUCAUUAGGCAAGUACGAAGGCCAAAAAACGCUUUGCUUCGUCUAGCAGUGAAAUUUUUCCCACCUGAUCCGGGUCAGUUGCAGGAAGAAUAUACAAGAUACCUGUUUGCCUUGCAACUUAAGAGAGACCUCCUGGAGGAGCGUCUGCCCUGCACGGAUACCACGGCCGCCCUUCUGGCAUCCCACCUUCUGCAGUCGGAAAUAGGAGAUUAUGAUGAAACCCUGGACCGAGAGCACCUCAAAGCCAAUGAGUACCUGCCCAGUCAGGAGCAUUCUCUUGAAAAGAUUCUAGAAUUCCACCAGAAGCACACGGGCCAGACGCCUGCCGAGUCGGAUUUCCAGGUGCUUGAAAUUGCCCGAAAGUUGGAAAUGUAUGGCCUCAGAUUUCACAGAGCUUCUGACAGGGAGGGUGCCAGAAUUAACCUGGCUGUCUCCCACAUGGGCGUCCUUGUGUUCCAGGGCACCACCAAAAUUAACACUUUCAACUGGUCCAGGGUCCGAAAACUCAGCUUCAAGAGGAAAAGGUUUCUCAUCAAACUGCACCCAGAGGUCCAUGGACCUUACCAGGAUACGCUGGAGUUCUUGUUGGGCAGUAGAGAUGAAUGCAAGAACUUCUGGAAGAUCUGUGUGGAGUAUCACACCUUCUUUAGACUCUUUGAUCAACCUAAGGCCAAAGCUAAAGCCAUCUUCUUCAGCAGGGGCUCGUCCUUCAGAUACAGUGGAAGAACUCAGAAACAGCUGGUGGAUUAUGUCAGAGACAGUGGGGUGAAGAGAGUUCCGUAUGAAAGAAGACACAGCAAGACUCGGAUGUCUAUUCGUGCUCUGACUGCAGACUUGCCAAGGCAGAGCAUCUCAUUCACCGAGGGCAUGAGGACUUCUGCGUCCCCAUCUUCAACAAAUGUCUCCUUCUAUUCAGUUCCUACCUCCCCUCUGGCCCCGCGAGGCCCGCCCGAUUUCAAAGACAGCAGUAACUCCCUCACCGAGCCCCAGGCUCCCGACGCCAGGAGGCCAGCUGCAGAGAGGAGCAGCGGAGUGGCAGCCGACAGUGACACCCGACGGGCCCAGUCCCCGGGGCCUCCUGCGCUGCAGCCUUGUCAAGGCCUUUCCAUGGAGAGUCCUCAGCCUUCUCCCUCCACCCGGAAGAGCCCACUGAGCCUGAGCCCUGCGUCUCAGGUGACUCUGGGCCCAGCUGGGCAGGGCUUGUGCCCCCUCCUGAGCCCUGCCCUUAGCGACGCUGGCGGAGCCAGGACGGACAGCGAGGAGGAGCUGAAGCACAAGAGCACGGCAGCAGAUGAGGCCUAUUUCAUAGCGAAGGAGAUUCUCGCUACAGAACGAACAUACCUGAAGGAUUUAGAAGUUCUCACUGUGUGGUUCCGCAGUGCUGUGGUCAAGGAGGAUGCCAUGCCUGCAGACCUGAUGACCCUGCUCUUCUCCAACAUAGACCCCAUCUAUGAGUUCCACAGAGGCUUCCUGCGUGAGGUGGAGCAGAGGCUGACGCUCUGGGAAGGGUCUUCCAGCACCCGUGCCACAGGUGGUCAUCAACGAAUUGGGGACAUCCUGCUCAGGAACAUGCAUCAGUUAAAGGGGUUUACCAGCUACUUCCAAAGGCAUGAUGAAGUCCUGACAGAACUGGAAAAGGCCACCAAACGCUUUAAGAAGCUAGAGACAGUGUACAAAGAGUUUGAGCUCCAGAAGGUCUGCUACUUGCCCCUUAACUCCUUCCUGCUGAAGCCCAUCCAGCGGCUGGUGCACUACCGCCUGCUCCUGAGCCGGCUGUGUGGGCACUACGCGCCUGCGCACCCUGACUACGCCGACUGCUGCGAUGCCCUCCAGGCCAUCACAGAGGUGACCUCCACACUCCAGCACAGCCUCGCCCGGCUGGAAAACCUCCAGAAACUCACAGAGCUGCAGCGCGACUUGGUUGGCGUAGAGAAUCUCAUCGCUCCCGGCAGGGAGUUUAUCCGCGAGGGCUGCCUUCACAAGCUCACCAAGAAGGGCCUGCAGCAGAGGAUGUUCUUUCUGUUCUCAGAUAUGCUGCUGUACACAAGCAAAGGUGUCACGGGCACCAGCCACUUCCGGAUCCGGGGCCUCCUUCCCCUCCGCGGCAUGCUGGUUGAAGAAGGUGAGGCUGAACGGUCUGUUCCACACUGUUUCACCAUUUGUGCAGUGCAGAAAACGGUCGUAGUGGCAGCCAGCACUCGCCUGGAAAAGGACAAGUGGCUGUGUGACCUGAACACCGCCAUCGACGCGGCCAAGAGCGGGAGUGACCAAUCCCUGGCGCUGCCGGGCGGCGUGGUGUGCGCUCCUCCCUACAGAUCCUCUGAGGAGGUCGCUCUGGAGCAGGAGUCCGAAGAUGCUCGUGGCUGCCACGGCACCCUGGAGGGGCAGGGCCAGCACCGGGCCAACACCACAGUGCACGUGUGCUGGUACCGGAACACCAGCGUCUCCAGAGCCGACCACAGCGCAGCUGUCGAGAAUCAGCUUUCAGGGUAUCUGCUGAGAAAAUUCAAGAACAGUAAUGGCUGGCAGAAGCUCUGGGUGGUCUUUACCAAUUUCUGUUUGUUCUUCUACAAAACUCAUCAGGACGACUACCCCCUGGCCAGCCUCCCGCUGCUGGGCUACAGCGUGAGUGUCCCCAAGGAGGCUGACGGUGUCCACAAGCAGCACGUCUUCAAGCUCCAGUUCAAGUCCCACGUCUACUUCUUCCGAGCUGAGAGCAAGUACACGUUUGGGAGGUGGAUGGAGGUGAUCGAGAGAGCCGGCAGCUCACCUGGGAGGGCCAGGUGUCCCGAGGAAGAGGCAUGA
This is a messenger RNA of Odobenus rosmarus divergens (Pacific walrus), 3263 nucleotides long. It is a transcript of the gene FARP2, whose product is annotated as FERM, RhoGEF and pleckstrin domain protein 2. The transcript has 27 exons. Bases 126 to 3263 code for a protein of 1045 amino acids. The record is from RefSeq and is a predicted model, not a curated record. Gene Ontology annotation, cellular component: cytoskeleton. Gene Ontology annotation, molecular function: cytoskeletal protein binding; guanyl-nucleotide exchange factor activity. NCBI's taxonomy places the organism in Eukaryota, Metazoa, Chordata, Mammalia, Carnivora, Odobenidae.